AGAAAACAGAUCAUCUUUUCGACGACUGAAUUCCAUGGAAGCCUCAAGAACUACACUCAUCAAUAAGUAUGCUCUUGCCUGUGCUCUCUUGGCCUCCACCAACUCCAUUCUCUUGGGUUACGAUAUUGGAGUAAUGAGUGGAGCGGUGCUGUUUAUUAAAGAUAACUUGAAGGUGUCGUCAACCCAAAUAGAAAUUCUUGUGGGUUCACUAAAUGUUUGUUCUUUGAUCGGAUCUUUCGCCUCCGGCAGAACCUCCGACUGGAUUGGCCGGCGAUACACCAUCGUCCUCGCGGCUGCAACUUUUUUCAUCGGAGCAUUGCUCAUGGGAUUCGCUACGAAUUUCUGGUUUCUUAUGGCCGGAAGGGUGGUCGCCGGAAUCGGUGUCGGAUACUCCCUUAUGAUUGCUCCGGUAUACACCGCGGAAUUGUCACCGGCGGUGACACGUGGGCUUCUCACAUCCCUCCCGGAAGUCUUUAUCACCAUCGGAAUUUUAUUGGGCUAUAUUAUUAACUACGCAUUAUCGGGUCUCCCUUCACACAUCAACUGGCGGUUGAUGGUCGGAUUUGCUGCCGUUCCGGCGGUGGGUAUCGCCGGCGGCGUCAUGUUCAUGCCGGAGUCGCCACGGUGGCUUGUGAUGAAGGGUAGAGUCGGUGAGGCCAAGAAUGUUUUAAGGAAAACAUCAGACUCUGAAGAGGAGGCACAUGUGAGGUUGGAGGAAAUUACCAAAGCUGCCCUUGAUGUGGUGGCGUGCGACCCACGUGCCGACACUUUUAGAGGCCAAGGAGUUUGGAAAGAGUUCUUAAAGCCCUCGCCGCCGCUUCGCCGGAUUCUUAUCGCCGCCAUCGGAAUCAACUUCUUCAUGCAAGCCUCCGGCAACGAUGCGGUGGUUUACUACACGCCGGAAGUUUUCAAGGCCGCUGGAAUCCGCCACCGGAAACAGCUUUUUGGGGUGACGAUAAUCAUGGGCCUAGCCAAGACUUCUUGUGUUUUGAUUUCGGCUUUUUUCUUGGACCGAUUCGGUAGGAGGCCCUUAUUGCUAUUGGGCUCAAUGGGCAUGGCCAUUUCUCUAGCUGGGUUGGGCCUGGGUUCAAGAUUCUUAGAACACUUAAACCACAAGCCCACAUGGGCCAUCGGGUUGUGCGUGGUGGCGGUUUGUGCGGACGUGUCAUUCUUCUCGAUUGGACUCGGGCCCAUCACAUGGGUCUACACAUCAGAAAUAUUCCCUAUGAGGCUACGUGCUCAAGGAUCAAGUUUAGCAGUGUCGGUAAACCGAUUGGUCAGUGGGAUUGUGUCAAUGACGUUUCUUACCAUUUCAAACAAAAUAACGUUUGGAGGGAUGUUUUUCAUGCUCUCGGCUAUCAUGGUAGUUGCAACGGUUUUCUUUUAUUUCUUUUUACCCGAGACGAAAGGGAGGAGUCUGGAAGAAAUGGGAACGAUAUUUGAGAAAAAAGAUACCGAGGGUAGUAAGGUAAUUGAGGUGAGCGAAAAAUAGUAGAGAACGGAUUUUUAUUUCGAAUACGGUAUGGCAGUAAUGAAA
Cynara cardunculus var. scolymus (artichoke) is the source of this 1537-nucleotide messenger RNA. RefSeq names its product polyol transporter 5-like. Lineage: Eukaryota; Viridiplantae; Streptophyta; Magnoliopsida; Asterales; Asteraceae. Gene Ontology annotation, cellular component: membrane. Gene Ontology annotation, biological process: transmembrane transport. Gene Ontology annotation, molecular function: carbohydrate transmembrane transporter activity. The record is from RefSeq and is a predicted model, not a curated record. The transcript has 2 exons. The coding region runs from base 35 to 1492 and encodes 485 amino acids.